Messenger RNA from Odobenus rosmarus divergens (Pacific walrus), 2972 nucleotides. RefSeq names its product ZXD family zinc finger C (gene ZXDC). The coding region runs from base 1 to 2634 and encodes 877 amino acids. Gene Ontology annotation, biological process: regulation of transcription by RNA polymerase II. Gene Ontology annotation, molecular function: transcription coregulator activity. Gene Ontology annotation, cellular component: nucleus. Lineage: Eukaryota; Metazoa; Chordata; Mammalia; Carnivora; Odobenidae. The transcript has 10 exons. The record is from RefSeq and is a predicted model, not a curated record.
AUGGAUCUUCCGAAGCUGCUCGCCGCCCCGACCGCGCGCGGAGCCCAACAUGGCGGCGGCGGCGGCCCCGGCCGACUCCGUCGAGGCCCGGGGCCACCGUCUAGCCCGGGCCCCGCGCGCCGCCGCCUGCUACUGCUGCGGGGUCCGGAAGAUGGCGGGCCGGGGCCGCUGCGCGGGGAGGCCCGGGUGGCGUCGGCGGCCCCGGGGCCGAGCCCCCCGCCCCCCGAGGACGGUGGCGACUCUUUCGUGGUGUUGCUGGAAGUGGCGCGUGGCGCCGCGGCCGAGGCCCCCGGGCGGCGGGAGGUCGGGUCCGGCGCUGGCGCGAGCCCAAUGCCUUACCCCCAGCAGGGCCCCAGCGGCGCAGCCGCCGCCCCCGGGUCCGGCGCGGCCCUUGCGGGCACCGUCACCAUCAACAGCCAGGACCUGCUGGUGCGCUUCGAUCACGGCGUCUUCACGCUGGCCGCCGCGCCGCCGCAGCCCUGCCAGCCUCCCCAGGGCCCGCCCGCGCCGCCGGGCGAGGAGGCCGCGAGCCCGGCCGAGGGCCGCCGCGGUCCCCAGGGCCCCGGCUCUGGUGCCCCGGGCUACCGCUGUCCCGAGCCGCAGUGCGCGCUCUCUUUCGCCAAGAAGCACCAGCUCAAGGUGCACCUGCUGACGCACGGUAGCAGCCAGGGCCGGCGGCCCUUCAAGUGCCCCCUGGACGGCUGUGGCUGGGCCUUCACUACCUCCUACAAGCUCAAGCGGCACCUGCAGUCGCACGACAAGCUGCGGCCCUUCGGCUGCCCGGUGGGCGGCUGCGGGAAGAAGUUUACCACCGUGUACAACCUCAAGGCGCACAUGAAGGGCCACGAGCAGGAGAACUUGUUCAAGUGCGAGGUGUGCUCCGAACGCUUUCCCACGCACGCCAAACUCAGCUCCCACCAGCGCACCCACUUCGAGCCCGAGCGGCCCUACAAGUGUGACUUUCCCGGCUGCGAGAAGACAUUCAUCACAGUGAGUGCUCUGUUUUCCCAUAACCGAGCUCACUUCAGGGAACAAGAACUCUUUUCUUGCUCCUUUCCUGGGUGCAGCAAACAAUAUGACAAAGCCUGUCGCCUGAAAAUUCACCUGAGAAGUCAUACAGGUGAAAGGCCUUUUAUUUGUGACUCUGACAGUUGUGGCUGGACCUUCACCAGCAUGUCUAAACUCCUACGACACAAAAGGAAACAUGAUGAUGACCGGAGGUUUACCUGCCCUGUUGAAGGCUGUGGGAAGUCAUUCACGAGAGCAGAGCACCUGAAAGGCCAUAGCAUCACCCACCUGGGCACAAAGCCAUUCGAGUGUCCCGUGGAAGGGUGCUGUGCCAGGUUCUCUGCCCGUAGCAGCCUCUACAUUCACUCCAAGAAACACCUGCAGGACGUGGGUGCUCCGAAAAGCCGUUGCCCGGUGUCCAACUGUAACAGACUCUUCACCUCCAAGCACAGCAUGAAGGCGCAUGUGGUCCGACAGCAUAGCCGGCGCCCAGAUCUCUUCCCUCAGCUUGGAGCUCCGAGUUCUCUUACGCACAGCAGUGAGCUUGGCAGCCCAGGCCAAAGUGAGCUCAACAACAUAGACCUGGCAGCGCUCUUCUCUGAUGCACCUGGUGAUGGUGGUAGUGCGGUGGGGGCCUCAGAUGAGGCGCUGAACUCUGGAAUCCUGACUAUUGAUGUUACUUCUGUGAGCGCUUCACUCGGAGGGAACCUUCCUGCUAAUAAUAGUUCCUUGGGGCCCAUGGACCCGCUGGUGUUGGUGGCCCACAGUGACAUCCCUCCAAGCCUGGAUAGCCCUCUUGUUCUUGGCACAGCAGCCACAGUUCUUCAGCAGAGCAGCUUUGGUGUGGACGACGUGCAGACUGUAAGCGCAGGAGCAUUAGGCUGUCUGGUAGCUCUGCCUGUCAAGAACUUGAGUCCGGACCCACAGGCUUUGACCUCAGGUGGUCAUUUAGCAGGCAACACCACCAUACUGACCUCUCCGAGCCCCCCACCUGGAAACACCGGUGGCCCAGAACUGCUGGCUCCAAUCAAAGUGGAACCAGACUCACCUCCCGGCCCUGACACCGUGAGGCAGCAAGAACGGAGCCGAGGGGCGCCCAGGUCGGUGUUCUGCAGCCCUGUGGAAAAGCACAGUCCUCAGAAAGACACGGGGCUCAGUGCGGGGACCGGCAACUUCUAUUUGGAAAGUGGGGGCUCAGCAAGAACUGAUUCCCGAGCCAUUCAACUAGCCAAGAAAAAAAAGCAGAAAGGAACUGGGAGCAAUGCAGGAGCCUCGGGGUCCACUCAAAGGAAAAUGAAAGAUGGCAAGGUCAGUCCUACUCACUUCCACACAAGCCAGACUGGCUGGUUGUGUGGGAACCUUGUGGCGCCCAGCGGAGGUCUGCCAGGACCAGCUCCGGCGGCCAACGUGCAGUGCGUUCAGGUCCAGCUACUGCAGGAUGACCCCUCAGGUGAAGCAGCCUCGCCAUUGGUUCUCAGCCCGCAGCCUUCUGCCCUUCACCCCGUGUUGGCUGUCGAUUUGCCCGUCUAUGUCCUCCAGGAGGUGCUUCCUGCAGCUGGAGGGGCUGCUGGGCCUGAGGAGGUGCAGUGUGCAGGGAGCACCAUCAACCUUCGGGACCUGCAGUGACAGCGACCCUCUGCCCCGGGGACAGUCUGUGGCCCCCGGACUCUGUUACGUGGUCUUAUAGGCCUGGGGAGGACCCCACUGGGUUUAAGCUCAGGAGGCUGAGUUCCUCGGAGACUUUGGGGCAUGUUUCUCAAAAAUGUUUUUCUUACACUUUAUCAGGAACCAGUUUGGGGCAGUAUUCGUUGAAAUCGCCUUACACGAACUGAGGCAAGGACUGCCCUCAGGGCAAAGCACAGGCCUUUCCUGGACUUGGCCGUGCGCAGACACCCCUUGUCCCAUUUGAUCUAAGCCAUGGAGCCCCUGCUGUAUUAGAAAAACAGACUUAGGCUGGAAGUAGG